Molecule: messenger RNA, 357 nt
Organism: Cordyceps fumosorosea ARSEF 2679
Lineage: Eukaryota; Fungi; Ascomycota; Sordariomycetes; Hypocreales; Cordycipitaceae
Product: 30S ribosomal protein S6
Exons: 3
Coding region: 1-357 (118 amino acids)
Biological process (GO): translation
Cellular component (GO): mitochondrial small ribosomal subunit; ribosome
Molecular function (GO): small ribosomal subunit rRNA binding; structural constituent of ribosome
Source: RefSeq, a predicted model, not a curated record
AUGCUCUACGAAUUAAUAGCUAUAGUUCGACCCGGCAACGUGACCGAGGUCAAAGAAAUUGCCAAGACCGUCGGCUCGACCAUCCUGCGGAACGGCGGCGUCGUGCGCGGCAUCGCCAACUGGGGCGUGUUCGCGCUGCCGCGGCCCGUGUCGGUUCACCAGAUGAAGCACCACCACGGCCACUACUUCGUCAUGCGCUAUGACGCCUCGUCGCGGCUGCACGAUGAGGUCCGCAGCGUUAUGCGCCUUGAGCCGCGCAUGAUUCGCGCCGCCCACGUAAAGCUCGGCGACGGGAAGCUCGAAACCCUCUCGCGCUUCGGCGCCCCCAAGUGGCGAACCGAGGCCGGCGACGCGUAA